Messenger RNA from Tachysurus fulvidraco (yellow catfish), 3479 nucleotides. RefSeq lists its product as uncharacterized. Bases 154 to 1368 code for a protein of 404 amino acids. Gene Ontology annotation, cellular component: cytoplasm. The transcript has 5 exons. Gene Ontology annotation, molecular function: MAP kinase tyrosine/serine/threonine phosphatase activity; protein tyrosine/threonine phosphatase activity. Lineage: Eukaryota; Metazoa; Chordata; Actinopteri; Siluriformes; Bagridae. The record is from RefSeq and is a predicted model, not a curated record. Gene Ontology annotation, biological process: negative regulation of MAPK cascade; protein dephosphorylation.
UCUGUCUGAGACACUUCAAUCCGCAGUCAUACAUUUUCGUUUAGACUAAUGGUCAUGUGAUAGCGGUGUUUUACACGCGAUUGCGGUCGAUUCCUAAAGCCUAUUUCUGUUUACUGCGUAGUGAGACCAUGCAAAGACUUUAGGAGGCAGAAGAUGGAAACCGUGAAAAAAUGGAAUAAUGAUUUCAUUGCACUUAACCAGCUGGAUACGAAAAUCCACUCCAAACAACAUGGCAUGAUUGCAGAUCUUGAGUGUAUUCAGAAGGUUCUUGGCAAUCAUUUACAGCUCCAGCCCAUUUCUCGUUCAGCAUGUGCUGUUGGCUCCUGUCCAGAUCUAAUGAUGAGUAGGAACGAGCAGCGUGAGUUACGGCCGGCCCCGGUGGCUUUGACCCCACAGCUGCCCCCCAGAACUCACCGGCCGCUCUGUCUGUCAGUUUCCUCAGACAGCAAUGGUCGCUUCAAAGCUCUGGAGACACAGGAAUGGAAGAACAACCUCAAAGCUCAGAUGGAGCAGGCCCACAGUGCUGGUGCAGCCAGCAGCACGGGUUCUCUAGAGCGAGCCUCCCUUUUCUGUGCCUCUGGCUCCACCACUGCCUCCAGCUCAGGCCUCUCAAGUCCUGUUGAGCUUCUCGGCAAAAGCAAGUCCUCUAGCCGCUUCUCGCUCUUCUCACCACCAUGGAACAGCAGCUCAGAGUCUGAUUCAAACCCUCCAUCGCGCUCCGGCUCCAAGAAACUGCGGCGCAGAGCCGGACCAGGGUGUGUUAAGACUAGCCCGGAGACCCCUGAACCCAAACCUAGUGGCCCGGAACACUUCCACUACUCUGAACCAGUAAUCUCCAAAGUAACAGACUACAUCUACAUUGGGAACGUUAAUGCAGCGUAUAGUGGGCGCAUGCUGUGCCGGAACAACAUUGAUAGCAUAAUCGACAUGAGCAGCCUGCCAGGCGAGACAUGCCUCAACCUGAUCCCUUGCACAUGCUCGAGAGGCACAAAGCACAGCUGGUCACGCCUGAAGGUGCACAUGGAGGAGCCGAGAGAGCUGGGUGAUGAUGGUGCAGAGCUGCACCAGCGUUGCUUUGAUGCCAUCAAUGAGUGCAUCGAUGCUUCAGCAGGAAAGAGGAAGCGAGUGCUGGUUCACUGCCGCGAUGGCUUCUCGCUUGCUCCUACAUGCAUCAUCCAGUACCUCAUGAUCAAGCACAACAUGAGGCUGAUCGCUGCGUAUGAGCUGCUCAGGGCCAAGCACCCGGUUAACAUCCGUGAGUGCCACCAGAAUGCUUUAGUGACUCUGGAGAGGACACUUCGACCUGGUGGAAACACUGACCCUGAGUGCUUCAAACAGGCCAUCUCACGCAAGCUAGCUUGGACCUAAACAUACCAUUAUGCGUUUCAUUUCAGCCUCAUGCUGAUUUAUAGGGGACACUUUUAGGAUUGGCAGCUUGGGCAUAAUUACUGAUCCUAGUGAUUAGACACUGGCUAUUCAAAUAAGAUUCGUUCAUUCAAAAAAAAAAAAAACAACAAAAAAAAAACCAACCUUCUUCCAGACUAUAUCUGAGAUAAGAAAACAAGAUCAAGUACUGUAUAGCUGCUAAACAGGAGAGCCGGAGUGAAAAUGUCUGCUCAAGUGUUAAAAAAGACUCUGGUGCUGAAGUCUUGUGUAUAUGAGGGUUGCAGCCAUAGUGUUGUAAUAUUUUUCUUUCAGGGCACCAUGACGGGAAAUCUCAGGAGACCUAGUGAUGUCAAAUCAUGUCUACUGAAUGGGGAGUGUAAUGAUUCUCCAAAAUGGACUACCUUUGAACAGUGGAUAAGCAUCAGUCUUGUGCCAUGUUUCCCAACUCAAUCCUCAAGACCCUCCAGACUCUCCAACUUCAGGCUUUCUCUUAGCUAGCAACAAACACAAACCAAGCCAUGCAGCACAGCUGCGUUGGGAGAGAGCAACAAAGUGAACAGUCUGGGAGGUUUGGGAGACACUGAUCUAGCAUCAAGUCUUUAACUGAUGCUGUUGUAAAAAUGAGCCAACAUUGAAUCUGGACCAUUUUGGUAAACCAUGCAUUUUUCAGAGGCGGUGGACAUAAUUAAUUUUCCUCCAUGAGGAAUCUGGUCAUGUGAUUAUCACCAUCUUUUCAAGUUUGAGUGCAAAAGUUUGCAUAACCUUGGCACAAAGUAAAGAAAGACAUUUACAUCUACAAAGGUAGUUUUAACAUUUUUUUUCCUGCAGUAUCACUAGUAACAAAAAAGAUAUUAACAUUGAUCCCAAGUCUAAGUAUUAGUUCUAAAUUAAAAUAUUCUCUAAUAAGCCGUUCACCUUUCCAAAAUAUUCGCAGAUUUUGGAUCGGUUUAUUUGUAAUAUUCCUGUCCCUUACUAGUCAUGCCAGGGUGGGCAUGUUGCUUUGACCUUUUUUAUUAUUAUGAUACCACUAAGCAGAACAGAUUAAAAGGUUUUUUGCUUUUGGUUCUUAUCAAUUUCAAAUAUACCCUUUUUCACCCCAAAACAAUUCAAGAUGCAAACUGUUGUACUCACGUAGAGCUUUGUGCUUGGAAAGUGAGAUAUCUUGUGUCUGGUACCAAAUAGUGUAUAUUUCUGGGGUUGUCACCAUUAGUAGUAUGGAUUUUGACUGACUUGUGAAGCAGUGAAGUACUGCAAAGACUUUUUUUUAUUGCACUAACUAGACAUUGUAAAGAAACUGCACAGCUGAAAUGUUUAACUGACAUGCCACUUCUUUUGGUUAUUCAUUGCUCAGCACAGAUAGACUUUACUAUUUUUAGAUGAAUAUGAUGCACAUGCUUCCUGUGUACUGAUUAUUAAUUGAUGCUAGAUUAAUCUGUUGUGUUUCAGUUCACCAUGUAGGAAGUUCUAAUCAACCUCUUGUGUAGUAUUGCUUAUGCUUGUGUACAGUAAUUCUAUUCAGUUUUAAUAUUUUAGUGAGCAGUGUGCUGAGGUGGUGCAUUUCUGAGUUUUUGGUGCCUUUGAACUCGUCCUGCGUGAUUGUAUUGUGAGACUCGCACUAUGUAUGCAGUUGUCAGGCACUGACAAUGUUUUUAUACUCUGGAAUAUUCUGUAUAAUGGCUAAUCCUUGUCCUGCUGCCAGUCCUGCAUUGUGUUGUACAGCAGGACACAGCUCAGUUCAGUAAUGUGAAGGUUUUGUUGCAGUGAUCAUUCUGUGAGCGGUGCCAGUGUUUUCAACCCUCGUGGCGAUAACUAGUGCAACUCUGUCUGACUGAUCGUAAAUUCUCUCCACUGCUAUGCUCCUUUCCUAAAACAUUAUCCACAGUCCAAUCCUCUAUGGCCUAACUACAGUGCUUUUCUUUUGCUGUUUAUUUCUAACAGUUUGAAUUGAUCUCAGGUGAACUUCAUCGACCUAAAUUAUAAUGUUCUCUGUUUAAACUAGAAAACGGAACAAUGUUUGCAAUGUAUUUUCUGUAUCAUGUUUUUAAAGUCUUAUGCAUUUGUAUAUGUAGAUAUUAAAGAAAACAUUCAGUUCA